AUGUGUCGUCAUGUGUCGCCAUGUUUCGCCAUGUGUCGUCAUGUGUCGUCAUGUGUCGCCAUGUGUCGUCAUGUGUCGCCAUGUGUAGUCAUGUGUCGUCAUGUGUCGCCAUCCCAUGUGUCGUCAUGUGUCUCCAUCCCAUGUGUCGUCAUGUGUCGCCAUCCCAUGUGUCGUCAUGUGUCGUCAUGUGUCACCAUCCCAUGUGUCGUCAUGUGUCGCCAUCCCAUGUGUCGUCAUGUGUCGUCAUGUGUCACCAUCCCAUGUGUCGUCAUGUGUCGCCAUCCCAUGUGUCGUCAUGUGUCGUCAUGUGUCACCAUCCCAUGUGUCGUCAUGUGUCGCCAUCCCAUGUGUCGUCAUGUGUCGUCAUGUGUCACCAUCCCAUGUGUCGUCAUGUGUUGUCAUGAGUUGUCACAUUUCAUCACAUGUCGUCACGUGUUGUCAUGUAUCACCAUGUGUUGUCAUGUGUCAUCAUGUGUCAUAAUGUAUCGCCAAGUGUCAUCAUGUGUCAUUAUGAGUUAUGUUACGUGUCGUCAUGUGUCGUCAAUGUGUUGCCAUGUGUCGCCAUGUGUCGUCAUGAGUUGUCACGUUUCAUCACGUGUCGUCAUGUGUCGUCAUGUGUCGCCAUCCCAUGUUUCGUCAUGA
Rana temporaria (common frog) is the source of this 642-nucleotide messenger RNA. Its product is annotated as keratin-associated protein 10-6-like. Bases 1 to 642 code for a protein of 213 amino acids. NCBI's taxonomy places the organism in Eukaryota, Metazoa, Chordata, Amphibia, Anura, Ranidae. The transcript has a single exon. The record is from RefSeq and is a predicted model, not a curated record.